AACUCCGACCCUCAUGGCUCUUCAGACCGAAGUAGGAGAAUGAGAAUGCGAGCGUGCUAUAGAGAAGAAAUUGACGAAUUACUGCGGCGAAGACUUGAGCGAUAAGGCACUUCAUUUUCAGUGGGUUAUUUUGCCUAGGAUGCUUGGGCUUCGAUUGAAGACGGGUUCCGUUUACCUCUGUCGUUAGGAGCUUCUCAUCAUCGUUACACAGACAGUCAUUUCUUCAUUUGUGCCGUGUAGAACUAAACUGAAGUUGUGUCCAGCAGAUUUUUUUGGGUGAAAGUAUACAGCAGAUUUAAAUGAGUACUUCAGAUGAAGAACGCUCGGUUAUAGGAAGCAAGGCAGAUAUAGGGUUUCUAGAUUUUGAGGAAGAGAAAUCUGUCUAUAGUUAUGCUCCAAACGAAGAGGAUCCUAUUGUCAUAUCUGUCCCAUUCCCGUUAGUGAAUGAGAAACCGCAAUCCAUAUGUGUUGGCCAUACUGCUGUGGAUGUAAUAACGAUCAAGAACACCACAAAUGAACCAGUGGAACUGUGGAGUGUUCAUAUUUUUGCUUCAAGUCCAGAGGACUGUUUCACACUUUCUCUGAUGGAACCUCCAUCAGCAAAUUCAAAUGCGGAUAUUAUUCAAGGUUUUCUUGAGUCUUUCUCCUUGGAGGACAGGAUGCUUCAACCUGGUGAGAUUUUGAAAGUGUGGUUGUCUUGCAAAACAAAGGAACUGGGAUUGCACACCACAAUUGUAUAUGUUGACGCAGGGGAUGCGAGAAUAGAAAGGACGGUUUUUCUCUUAGCUGAAGAUAAAAUCUCCCAGUCUUUGGCUUCCAGAAAGCCUUAUUCAAAAGGAAGAAAGAAAGAGAAAUUCGUUGUAAAUACUUAUGUUUCUGGGUCACGCCCUAGGAGGAAGGGAAAUCGUGAGUAUAAGAACAAGCUUCCAACAUAUGACAUUCCCAAGGAAAUAAGAGAAACACUAGAGGGCAAUCAGAUCCCUGAUGCUAUUGAAAGAGGUCUUACAAGGAAGAACUAUGCUUCUUAUUUCAAAACAUUAGUUAUGAUGGAAGAGCUACAGUUGGAGGAAGACAUGAGGACCUAUGAUAUGGAAUGCGUAACUAUGAGGAAAAGGACGUAUCAAUUCUUGUCUUUGGAGGUUCCAGGGCUUGCUGAGAGAAGACCGUCACUGGUUCAUGGGGACUUUAUUUUUGCCAAGCUAGCCUCUGAACAUGAUAAUGAUAACACGCCUGCUUACCAGGGUUUUGUCCACCGUGUUGAGGCUGAUGAAGUACAUUUGAAGUUUCACCCUCAUUUUCAUUCAGUCCACAAAGAAGAAGAUCUCUACAACGUUCACUUCACGUAUAAUAGGCUCAAUAUGAGACGGUUAUAUCAGGCAAUUGAGGCUGCAGAAAACCUGGGAAGUGAAUUCCUAUUUCCGCAUGAGACAUCUAGAAGGAGGCGCAUUGAAACCUCUCAUUUGGUGCCUAUUUCUGGUAAUAUUAAUGAGGAGCAGAUGCUUGCUAUCAAGAAGAUUCUUCGAUGCAAAGGUGCACCUCCUUAUCUGAUUCAUGGUCCUCCAGGUACAGGAAAGACUAGUACAGUAGUCGAAGCGGUCCUCCAGCUCUACAAAAAUCAUAGGAAAGCUCGUAUUCUCAUCUGUGCACCGUCAAAUAGUGCUGCGGACUACCUACUCGAGAAACUCCUUGGUCAAAAGGCUGUAAAAUUUCGAGAUGAGGAAAUAUUUAGGCUUAAUGCAUCUACGAGGGCUUAUGAUGAUAUCAAACCUGAGCUUAUCCGGUUCUGCUGCUUUGAUGAGUCUGUGUUCAAAUGUCCUCCAGUCAGUGCUCUCAUGCAAUUUAAGAUCAUAGUAUCAACUUAUAUGAGUGCCUGUCUUCUUUAUGCUGAAGAUGUCAUUCGAGGUCACUUUUCACACAUUUUCUUGGAUGAGGCUGGCCAAGCUUCAGAACCAGAAACCAUGAUCCCUAUAUCUCAUCUCUGCAAAAGGGAGACUGUUGUUGUUCUCGCUGGAGACCCAAUGCAGUUGGGUCCAGUAAUAUACUCCAAGGAAGCAGAAACCAAUGGAUUGGGAAAAUCAUACUUGGAAAGACUGUUUGAAUGUGAAUUAUAUUCCUAUGGAGAUGAUAAUUAUUUAACCAGAUUGAUUAGAAACUAUAGAUGUCACCCACAAAUAUUACAUCUCCCUUCCAGAAUGUUUUAUGAAGGAGAAUUGAUUGCAUGUAGGGAUGAUACUAGUUCUUUGUUGCUGAAUGAGGACUUCCUCCCAAAUAAGGAGUUCCCUGUUCUCUUCUUCGGCAUCCAAGGAUGUGAUGAGAGAGAAGGGUGUAAUCCAUCAUGGUUCAACCGAGUUGAAGUGAGUAAGGUCAUAGAACUAGUCAAGAGGCUCACAGCCGGUGGAAAUAUGAAGGAAGAAGACAUUGGGAUUAUAACACCAUAUAGGCAGCAAGUACUUAAGAUAAAGCAGACACUUGAAAGUAUAGAUUUGCCGGAGAUCAAAGUUGGAAGUGUUGAGCAGUUUCAGGGACAGGAGAGACGAGUUAUUAUAAUAUCAACUGUUCGCUCAACAAUCAAACAUAAUGACUUCGACAGAGUGCACUGUUUAGGUUUCCUGAGCAAUCAUAGAAGAUUUAACGUUGCUAUAACUCGUGCCAUAUCACUGCUGAUUAUUAUUGGGAACCCUCACAUAAUCUCUCGGGACUACUAUUGGCACAAACUCUUGUGGCAUUGUGUGGACAAUUCAUCUUAUCUUGGUUGUUCUCUUCCUGAAAGACUGGAGGUUCAGGAGGACUCUGGCUUCAAAAAUUUUCAAGAAAACUCAUUGCCCUCUGAAGAUGUGCCGUGGGGUCAAGAUUCACCACAAUCUGAUUCCGAGUUGCCUAAACCAGCUGGCACUGAUGAAGCUGAAUGGUCUGAUGGUUGGAAGUAGUCUAUCUGUCUAGUGCUUAGAGUGGGAAUCGGUAUAUUCGUUCAGGUUUACUAACUUACGCGCUUUUCGGCUUUUUGUGAGGCUUUCACACGAUUUGACACUUGUAUUAGAUUGCAUCGAAUGAACACCUCUUCAUCUUGCAAUUUUCCUGUCUAA
Messenger RNA from Neltuma alba, 3083 nucleotides. RefSeq names its product probable RNA helicase SDE3. The transcript is spliced from 6 exons. The coding region runs from base 300 to 2927 and encodes 875 amino acids. The record is from RefSeq and is a predicted model, not a curated record. Lineage: Eukaryota; Viridiplantae; Streptophyta; Magnoliopsida; Fabales; Fabaceae. Gene Ontology annotation, molecular function: RNA binding; 5'-3' RNA helicase activity.